UGCUGGCCAUGUCUGAGGAGUUGGUGGCCACACUUUGUGCCACAACUGGGCCGGCUGAAGUGGACGCUUCAUCUCUCAACGCCAGCUCGAAGUUCAAUUUCACGCUGGGUGCUGCGUUAGGCGCUGGAGCCACCAGCUGCGUCCAUGCAGUGGAGAAACCUCUGGAGGAAGGCCGCUUUGCGGCCAAGUUUUUCCGGCCGGACAAAGGUAAGCAGCCUGCUGCGCUCCAGCGAGAAGUACAGAUCUUGGCAAAGUUGCCCACAAGUGCGUACAUCGUCAAUUUCCACGGCUACUACUCAACAAAGGUGGAGGCCACAUCUGUUCUUCAACGGAACCUGCGGCGGGACAGCAACGCGUCUACAGUCGCCGUUCCAGAGGAAGAAGAACAUGGAGUGUUCUUUUUUAUUUUGAUGGACAGGUGUGACUGCACCUUGUACAGCUUGAUCCAGAAGACAGCCUUUUCGGAACCAGAAGCCUGCUUUGCCACGGAGGCUCUUUUGCAGGGUGUGACACAUCUGCACAAUUUGCGGCUUGUCCACCGUGACAUUAAGGAUCUCAACAUCAUGGUGGCAGAUGCUGGUCGAAAAGUGUGCCUGGGCGAUUUCGACCUGGCAACCUCGAUUCCGGAGAAGGACACACUCAUCGAGUGGAAGGGUGGCACUCCAGGCUACAUGGCGCCAGAAGUGUGGAGCAAAGGUCGGGGUGGAUUCAAAGCAGACAUCUUCGGUGUUGGUGUCGUCCUUCACGUGCUCCUGACCAGGAGCAAUCCCUUUCAUCCAGAUGAGGUCAGCAAGCCAGGUAACAGCGGCCCACUGAGCUAUGAUAUCGUGCGACUCUUCCGGAGCGAAAGCAGCUGUGAGCUGCUCUACUCACUCUUGGCCGAAGAUCCGGAGCUGCGACCCUCCGCCCAGGAAGCCUUAGAUUUCUCUUGGCUGCUGGGUGAGGAAGUGGUGAAGAGCAACUUGUGCAAGCACGUGGUUAAGUUAGGCUUCGCCUCAGAAGAUGAAGGCCACGAACAGACGGAGCGCCCCAAUGGCUCGAGAAGCCUGGCACUCUGGCGACGCAAGGGUCCGGAGGCUGGCACGAAAUCCCCGGGGGUCAGUGGCUCCAGCUUCUUCCGAACCGUCUCGAGAACCAUGAGAACUGCGAGGAGCAUUCUUCCAUUUGCGCGACGGCAUUCCAAGAUUGUUCCUGUACCUGACCUCAAGGAGGUGGAUUUCGAUGAUGUUUGCUUGCCAUGAAUCCGCGAGAUUGGUCCCCGCACAACCCGUGUUUCAAAUGCGGGGCAGACUUCGCAAGUCUGCCUCACUUGUGUAGCAAAAGCGGCCAACACCUUGGUGUCAUCGAGGGAACGGUACCUAAGCUGGGCGCCAACUGGACAGCAGCCUAGCUAAGUGCCUAGCUAGUGAAGGGCUCACUGGUGGUGAUUUUAAGAACCCCAUCGGACAGAACUUCUGUGCAUUUGGCAGCUCACAAGUGGGGCACCUGGUUUCAGAGCUGGUUUGCCCAGUCUCAGGGUGCUUUUUCCUGAUCCAUUGCGAUCACACACCCUCGAAAUACUGCUUUUACCGUGCGGAACGACGAUGGUUUUAAAAGUAGCAUGCACGGUGGCAUGAUUCCUGAGGCUUUUCUGGCGUGCAUAUUUUUGGCGUGCUACUUACGGCUGGAAUGCUUGCACAGCCGAGAAGACCUCAGGAGUCAUUUACAAUUAUAAGAACUGUACCUUUUGCAGAUGCGCGGGCUGCUAUGAGGGCGCCGCGUUCUUGUUGUCCUCCAACAGAACCAAGCUCACGGCCAAGCCACAUGGGCAAGUCCGGAGCUGAUGGAGGCGAAGGAUUGCAAUGCAUUCAUAUGAAUCGCCAAAUGGAACAUGCCUGGAUCUUCUUUAAAAACUAUCGUGAAUGUGACGUUUCUUUCGGGGUGGUGCACGACACGAUCGAAAUCAGUGUCAGCCCUUGUUUGCAGAGCGUCGCUGGUCCG
Molecule: messenger RNA, 1980 nt
Organism: Durusdinium trenchii
Lineage: Eukaryota; Dinophyceae; Suessiales; Symbiodiniaceae
Source: the annotation of a GenBank genome assembly